AUGAAUAAGGAGGCAUGUUCUUCCAGAGACAAAGCUGAAAGCAACGAAAGAGCAAAGACUCACCUGGUCAAGAGGUCCUACAGAUGUGGUGGUUGGUUUGAGUUCAAUCGCCGUUGUUUCUACUACAUUGCGAAACCUAUGUCUUGGGCUAGAGCUGAGAAAAACUGUAUGUCCCUGGGAGGUCACCUUGCAUCAGUUCACAACUUCAUGGAGUACCACGAGCUUCAGAGGGUCAUACUGACUGGUAGUCAUGAGUACAAAGAAACCUGGAUUGGUGGUUCUGAUGCACAGGAGGAGAACCAUUGGAUUUGGAGCGAUGGCAGCACUUUCCAUUAUACCAACUGGUGUCCUGGAGAGCCCAAUAAUGGAGGAGGUCACCAGCACUGCUUGCAAAUGAAUCAUGGAGGUGGAAAGUGCUGGGAUGACUUGGAGUGCCGCGGUCAAAGACCUUCUAUCUGUGCCAAGAAGAUGUGAUGAAUCCUGGACUCAGCAGUGACACAGGGAGGCAUGUCUUUCUGUCAUCAGCAUCAUAUAUUGGCUUUAAUCUCCUUUCUCCUUCAUUAUCGUACAAUCGCUGUAAUGCUACUUAAGGAAUUAUGAGACAAGAAUCAGAAACAGAAUGUGGCUCAUGUCUUUAAUAGGAAGAGUCUGAGUGUUGUAUGAAAAGAAUGCUUUUAGCUUUGAAAUUGUCUUUUUUGUGUGCAGAAAUAAAAGAGGAAUGCAUUGAAA
Archocentrus centrarchus (flier cichlid) is the source of this 729-nucleotide messenger RNA. Its product is annotated as ladderlectin-like. Lineage: Eukaryota; Metazoa; Chordata; Actinopteri; Cichliformes; Cichlidae. The record is from RefSeq and is a predicted model, not a curated record. Bases 1 to 474 code for a protein of 157 amino acids. The transcript has 6 exons.